This is a messenger RNA of Drosophila erecta, 2690 nucleotides long. RefSeq names its product protein fem-1 homolog B (gene Fem-1). The coding region runs from base 124 to 2232 and encodes 702 amino acids. NCBI's taxonomy places the organism in Eukaryota, Metazoa, Arthropoda, Insecta, Diptera, Drosophilidae. The transcript has 6 exons. Gene Ontology annotation, molecular function: protein binding. The record is from RefSeq and is a predicted model, not a curated record.
AGGUGCACCGCUAAGUGUGACCAUAUUGCCGCCUGGCCUGGAAAGAGUGCGCUAGUGGAUUGCUUUUAUACCUGGUGAUCAGUGAUCACCGAUCAGUGCAACAUCUACUACUUCUCGGCCAGAAUGGAGGUCGAUCCCGCAGAAGAGGCGCCUCUUGACGAGGAGCACACGUCCAUAUACGACGGUUAUCCGCCCGAUUUUGGAUACUUUAACAUGGCCCACGGAAUGCUAGUGGAGAUAUCCGAGGAGAUCCGGGCCAAGUUCCCCCAAGAGCCGCGUCUGCGGUUCUCCCAGCUGAACAACCUUCACCUGGCGGCCCGCAGUGGCCAGAUGUUGAGCUUCGUCGAGAUCUUGAAUUCUGUUAGCUGCAGGGCGGUGCAGACCCACCUGGUGAAUACAAAUUUCGAUCAGCCGGAUGGACAAUCGCUAACCCCGCUGACCAUGGCCGCGAUGUCGGGCAAUGUGAAAUUCGUCAAGACCCUGCUGUCGCACUACGACGUGGACUUGGAGCGGGAGUGCAAUGUCAUCUUCGACGGAAUGGUGGUCUACGGAGCCACCGCUCUGUGGGUGGCUGCCGGAAUGGGGCAUCUGCAGAUAGUCAAAAUGCUCGUCCAAGCGGGAGCGGCCAUCAAUCAUAAUACCAAGGCGCAGUCGUCGCCGCUGAGAGCGGCCUGUUAUGAGGGUCGAUUGGACAUCGUUGAAUUCCUAAUUGAUAAUGGCGCUGACGUGAACGCCACGAAUUUGUUUAACAACAACACGCUUAUGAUUGCCGCCUACAAGGGUCACCACUUGGUGGUAAAGACUCUGCUUCAGAAUGGAUCGAGGGCCAAUGAUCAGGCGCUGUGUGGUGCCACUGCCUUGCACUAUGCGGCGGAAAGCGGUCAUCUGGACGUGGUGGUAGCCCUGCUGGACCAUGGAGCCACACUUAAGAAGAAUGAGCUGGGAAUCACGCCCGCCUUGCAGGCUGCCGAACGUCUCCAUGAGGAUGUCCUGGAAGCGUUCAUCGAACGCCCAGGACUGAUGAGCCUAGAGGAGCAGAUUACAGCGUUGGAGCUUCUAGGAGCCACCUAUGCGAAUGACAAAACCAAGUACGACGUGAAUAAGGCCUAUUGCUAUCUACUGAGAGCUAUGCAGCUGCGGUACAGCAAUCCACGCGGUGUUAUCCGCAAGAAAGUGCUGCCCACAGUGCCCGCGUACGACAAUUGGCUUGAGACUGAAAACCUGCCCGAAUUGUAUGCCAUCAAACUUAAUCACCACUCCAUCCACAUGGAGUCGUUGGCCAUUAGGGAACGCAUACUGGGCCGCAAUAAUCCGGAGUUGCCUCAGGCAAUUAUCUAUCGAGGAGCUGUGAUGGCGGAUCAGGGCAGAUUUUACCAGUGCCAGGUGCUUUGGAACUAUGCCAUUGAUCUGCGAAUGCGCAAUAAUGUAUCGGUAGAUCGGGACCUCUUACGGUUCGCCCAGCUUUUCGCUCAGAUUUUGCGUGCGGAGAACCACAAUCUUACGUUGGAUCACGUUCUGCCAGUUUUGGCCAAGUGCCAGCAGGAGAUCGAGAACAAUAAGUUUAAAAUUAAGGAAGCCAAGCCCAACACUUGCCCCAGUCUAUGGCAGGAUCAAAACAAUCAGAACUGCAUUACUGCGCUCUAUCUAAUCAAAAUCGUUACCCAUUUGGCGCGACGCAAGAAGGAUCAAAACAUUGACGAGGAACACAUCCAGCAGCUAUUCCUGGUCGUACGCAAGUUCAUACAGAACGACACUCGCCUGCAGGAUGGACAGACAUUGCUGCACAUCGCAGUCAAUGGAGUGAUGCCCGUAGACGAGUUCUACACGAAUGAACUGUGCAGAUUUCCCUGCUAUGCCACUGCUCUGGUUCUAGUACACUGCGGCGCCUCCGUGGUCGCAGUGGAUUCGGCUCGAAACACCCCUCUACACAUCCUAGUGACCAAGGUAAACACCUCUCAGGAUCGCCAGGCGGAGAUGGCACGCAUUCUGCAACUGUUCGUUGAGGCAGGAGCCCAUUUGGAUGCAGUGAAUGCGGCUGGGCAGACAGCGGCCACGGCCUGCAAGCUGCCUAUCUUGGCCAAUCGACUGCACGCCAAUCAGAAUGCCCACACUAGCCUCAAGUGCCUGUCCGCACGCUCCAUUGCCACCAACAGGCUAAACUUCAAGGGUCUGAUACCCACCCAGCUGGAGGCCUUUAUACAGAUGCACAGCGUGCACAAGGUGCUGCCGUAGAUAGUCAAAGGCAUGAGCCGUAACUGAAGUAAUUAGAACUGUGAAUACAAUAAGCCACGUUGGAACACAUUUAUAUAUCCAUAUGUACAAGCUUUGGUGUCUGUAUGUACGAUAUAUAUCGAAUUUAGCGACUUAACUUAGCAACAAGAAUGCAAAGGUGAAUGUUUUAUUUUUUGUACACAUUUUAUUAAGUAUAUUUCACUCUUAAUUUAUUUACAAUUACAAUCUGUAACAACUGCACACGUGGACUGACUGUUUGUUUGUAAUCAUUAAUCAUAAUCAUAACUAUUAAUCAUACUUAUGUAAAAUCAUUUUGUACAUUUUUUAUGUAAAACUACUAUUAUUCGCAGUGCAAGAGGGCGCAGGCCACCUAUGUUGAAUCAAUCCAAUUGAUUAUGUUUUUUAGGUGCAAAUGAAAUAAAAAACCAAACAAAUAUGUAAAUCACAGCUGACCAAGA